AUGUCAUCGAUCUUUCCAACUUGGUUCGCCGAUACAAUGUUGCUUCAUCGAAAAAGUUUCCUAUCCGAACAAUCCAAUGAAGAUUUAGCUGAACGUUUAAAAUAUUUACUUGGUGUACAAUAUUAUGCUAGUAUAUUAACACCACCAUCAACAACAUCGGAACAUAUUAAAGAAGAAGAUGAUGAUGACGACGAUGAUGAAGAUGAUAAUGAUGAUGAUGGUAUGGAUGAAUUAGAAACAACAAUUGAAUCAACAAAUCAUCCAUACAGAUGUAAUGAAUGUAAUAAAGAUUUUUCUACAUCUCAUGGUCUUGAAGUUCAUGUACGACGUACACAUUCAUCUGAUGUUCGACCUUAUUCAUGUGAUCUUUGUUCGAAAACAUUUAGUCAUAGUUUAUCACUUGCACAACAUCGAACAACUCAUACACAAGAACGAUGUUUUCAAUGUAAAAUAUGUGGAAAAUCUUUUAAACGUUCAUCAACAUUAUCAACACAUUUAUUAAUACAUUCGGAUACACGACCAUAUUCAUGUGCACAUUGUGGAAAACGUUUUCAUCAAAAAUCUGAUAUGAAAAAACAUACAUAUAUUCAUACAGGAGAAAAACCACAUAAAUGUAUUGUAUGUGGUAAAGCUUUUUCUCAAUCAUCAAAUUUGAUUACACAUAGUCGAAAACAUACGGGAUAUAAACCAUUUCAAUGUCAUAAAUGUUUACGUGCAUUUCAACGUAAAGUUGAUUUACGUCGUCAUAUUGAUACACAACAUGGUGCAGAACAUAUACAUGAUAAUUUAUCUUUAAAAACAAAAUUUAUUGAUAAACAAGAAAACAGUAAUUCAACAAUAAAUACAGCAAAAUAUGGCCCAAUUGGAUCAUUGAUUCAAGAACUUGCAGCUCGACAUUAA
Molecule: messenger RNA, 900 nt
Organism: Adineta steineri
Lineage: Eukaryota; Metazoa; Rotifera; Eurotatoria; Adinetida; Adinetidae
Source: the annotation of a GenBank genome assembly